Molecule: messenger RNA, 3184 nt
Organism: Lampris incognitus (smalleye Pacific opah)
Lineage: Eukaryota; Metazoa; Chordata; Actinopteri; Lampriformes; Lampridae
Product: zinc finger protein 271-like
Exons: 6
Coding region: 110-1420 (436 amino acids)
Biological process (GO): negative regulation of transcription by RNA polymerase II; regulation of cytokine production; regulation of immune system process
Cellular component (GO): nucleus
Source: RefSeq, a predicted model, not a curated record
GCACAACUCCGCUGCUACGAUGUGCUAACGGCGCAACGGCGCCGUCGCACCGCCGGAGCGGAUAGACGCUAAGGUCACCUGGCGCUCGGCUCUCGCGCUCGGCUCUCUGAUGUUUGAUGACCAGUUUAGUGUUGAUACAAUGCCUAACCAGCCACUGGCACCUAGCGGCAGCACCAGACUCCAGGGGGUGAGCGCUGAUGAAGGAGAGGAUGAUGCUGAAUACGGGGUUUUGGUUGUCUCUGAUGAAGAGGAACCACAAACUUUUCAGUCUGAUGGGAGUUCACCAGGCAGGAGAAAACUGCACAUCUGUCCUAUCUGCAAAAAGAGCUACCCGCGGCCGUCCAGACUUAAAGAACACCUUAAAAUCCACGCAGCAGAGAAGCUUUACUCCUGUUCUGUGUGCGGCAAGUCCUUCUCUACCACCACCAACCUGAGAGCCCACGAGAAGACCCACAUGGCAGACAAACCCCACCCCUGUACCAUCUGUCCAAAGAGCUUCCUCCGUCCCUGUCUGCUAAAGAAACACAUGAAGAUCCACGUUCGGGAUGGACUCAUAGCUGAGCCCGCUGACAGCACCAGCAAGGUUGAAGAGGAGGCGGAGGAGGAGGAGAGUGCGGAGAGGGAGGUGGAGAUCAAAGAGGAGGAGGGGAAUCCGGAGGAGCAGAGUCCAGACGGCUGGUCCAGACUGUCUCCUGCUAACCAUACCUGCUUGGACUCAGAGAGUUUUGUGUUAAACAACGAGGACGGAGACGUCAGCGGUUUGAUCAACUCAGACGGCGAGGAGGAGGACUGGAAGCAGGCAGUGAAUACGGUCAGCGACAAAGACAAGCGUGUCCCAGAAGACAGUGACAGCAAACCCCGACACUGCUGCCCAGUGUGCGGUCGUGACUGCCAGAAAGCAUCGGCCCUGCAGAAACACCUCCGGAUCCACUCCGGGGAGCGGCCCUACCAGUGCCCCACCUGCAAGAAGAGCUUCACCCAGCAGGUCCACAUGACGGAACACCAGAGGAUCCACACUGGUGAGAAGCCCUACACCUGCAACGACUGUGGCAAGAGCUUCACCUUCUCCAGCGCCCUGCGCAGACACCAGCGGCUGCACAAUGACGACCGCCCCUACCAAUGUCCCCUGUGUCAGAAAAGUUUUAAGCAGCAGAGCUCCCUGAAGAGCCACCAGAUGAUUCACUCAGGCGUCCGCUUCCAGUGCCCCUUCUGCAGCAAGAGCUUCAGCCGUGCACUCGAGCUCAACUACCACGUGGGGAUGCACUCCAAGGCAAGACCCUACUUCUGCGACAUCUGCAAGAAGAAUCUCAGUGGGGCCAGGAUCUUCCGCAACCACAUGAAGAAGCACGAGUUGGGAUCUUUUACAUCUUCUUCUUCUUCUUGGGAAACACAGGAAGGCGAUAUGCUUUCUGACAUCUAGCAACUUGGGAUAACACAUCACUGGAAAAGUAUAUCAGGAUGCUUGUGGUAGCAUUUUUUUUUCUUUUUGGAAAGGUUUAGCCUUUACUGGACAGUAAGAAAAUUAAGUGCAGAAAGAGAUGAGAACAUGCAACAAAGUGAACCCUCGUUUUUUGCAUAGGCCUUUACCAUCACGCUAAGCUCUGAAUUUGUUGAGCCAGCAGGACAAAUGAGCCUAAACAUUUUCCAUCCAUUUAGUGAUUCUUACACAUGAACAUGCAGACACUGCUGUGUACUUUUGAAAAGAGUAGACAGAAAUGCCACUCCGCCCUUCUUCCACUCCAGCCAUUGUUUCAAAAUUAUUUCCUCCUUUUCCUGCCUCACGCCACAGAGAGGUAAAAGGUCAGGGAAAGGCGCUGAGUCUGGAGCUUGUAGAGAUGCAGUGCCUUGCUCAGGAGCUCUUCCUCAAGGCAGAGUUCAUGGAGAAUCAAACCUGGGACUUUAUGGCUACAUGAUCUCUAAGCACAAGUUCUGUCGGAGUCAGCUAAUGCACUUGAGAGGAGUGAGCCAAUGUAAUAAUAUGGACUCGAAACCAAAAGAUAAACCAAACCUGACUUAAAGUUAUAACUUAUAACAUGGAACAGUUUUUCUUUGAUACUUGCUAUUGUUUGCAUUCUGAAGACAACAGCAUAUCCAGAAAGAUCCAAAUUGUGAACGAUUUUUUAGUUACUCGUAAGAGUAAUAGGGAGGAUAGAGAUGAGUUUUAUAUCUUUAUCUCAGCAGCCAAAUGUGUAAAAAUAAGGCAGGUAUUGGUGAGUAUGAGACAGAGGUGGAGUUACAGCAGGAGAAUCUCGCAGAUGAACUUUCCCUAUACAUAGUACAACAUCAAUAAGUAAAACCCAGGUUCAACCCCGUUUCAUUUGUUUGACUCUGGGAAAGGUGCUGAUUUCAUAACUCUGGUGACUGAUCUCAAACGGGUCUCUAGGACUCUUGUCAUUACCACAUAUCGCCACAGGGGGUCAGUAAGCUAAACGAGACAAUCUUUCAGAAGUGUAACUCUAAUUUGAUCUCUUUAGAGUUCAAUAUGUAUGUUAAAGAACCAUCCUGGUAUUUAGCGCAAAGUCAAUGACAUUUGUGUCCAAGCUUCUAUGUAAUCCAGUUUGUCUUGUCUUUAUAGAUCAUCUCAUACUGACUUAUAUUACCAUCAUUUAGGUUCACCAUCAAAUUAAAGCUGUUAAAAUUUCACAAACAUGUCACUUAAGUAGUAUUAUAAAUUGUAUGGAAUUUCAUAGAGUAUCAUGGAGUUUUGAGAAGAAAAUAUUUGAACGUUGGAUAGAGUUGAGGGGCACUUACACCAUCUGUUGGAGGAGAAUGUGGGUUUGGUAAUGAGAUGGUCAUAGCCGAGGUGGUGGAGUUUGGUUAUACAAUACAGUGCUGUCUUUGGACAGCAUUCCUUGCAUUUGCUUCCAAUGAUAUUUAUAAUGUUUUAAGCUCUUCAUAUGGAAAGUGAUUAUUGUUCAUUCUGGAUGCUUUUUAGAAGAAGAAGCUACUUUAUUAUCACUUUUCAUAGAUAGAAUUAAAUUUAUUCUCUGCAUUUAACCCAUCCUCUGUACACACACUUGAAACAGUGGGCAGCCGCAGUGCGACACCCAGGGACCAACUCCAGUUCCUCGGGUUUCAGUGUUAUUUACAGUGCACUAUUAUUGUCCCGUUGUUUGAUGCAAAAUCACUUUUGCAUACACACAUUUUAUGUAUUGUAGUCACAUUAAAUACAGAUUGUUCCUUC